AUGACAUUAAAAAAGAAUUAUACAAAUUCUAUCGGAUCAAAACAACUCGGAUCUUAUGAAAAAAAAGUUGCACCAUUUUGGAACGACAUUCAAAGAGUCAUCGACAAUUCCUUUAAAGAUAAAAUACCUCAAGAUGAAGUGUCAUCAAAAAUUCUUGCUACUGAAUAUAAUGAGAAAUACGAAUGUCUUAUUGAAAAAUAUGCUAAUGUAGAUGGAAGAACUACGGAAGUUGAAGAGGCAAGU
Molecule: messenger RNA, 243 nt
Organism: Ambispora gerdemannii
Lineage: Eukaryota; Fungi; Glomeromycota; Glomeromycetes; Archaeosporales; Ambisporaceae
Source: the annotation of a GenBank genome assembly